Molecule: messenger RNA, 1680 nt
Organism: Cutaneotrichosporon cavernicola
Lineage: Eukaryota; Fungi; Basidiomycota; Tremellomycetes; Trichosporonales; Trichosporonaceae
Gene: DUS1
Exons: 2
Coding region: 1-1680 (559 amino acids)
Biological process (GO): tRNA processing
Molecular function (GO): tRNA dihydrouridine synthase activity; flavin adenine dinucleotide binding
Source: RefSeq, a predicted model, not a curated record
AUGGCCAAGGCGAUUCAAGAGCCUCCGGCGGCUGCCCGCGUAUAUCCUUUGGCGUCGCCGCCAACGCCCAAGCACGAGAAGCUGGGAGGGUACGACUUCUACCGCUCGAUCGGGAGCCCCAAGAACAUUCUCGCUCCGAUGGUCGAGCAGAGCGAGCUGCCGUGGAGGCUCCUGUCCAAGGCACCGCUGCCGCCCGACAUCGCUGGCCCCAUCGAGACAGUGACCACACCCCAGGGCAAGGUGCUCAAGCGCUACGUCGGCGGCGUGCACCUGAGUUACACGCCGAUGGUACAUGCCAAAGUGUUCCUCAAGACGAAGGGCAUCAAGGACCCAGUGUUUAACAUCCAGCACGGCGAGGAAGGCAGCGGAGAAGAUCUCGCAGGUAUUGAGGGCGGGGACAGGCCCCUCUUCGUGCAGUUCUGCGCCAACGACCCAGACGCCCUUCUCGCUGCCGCACAGAAGGUGCAAGACCGUUGCGACGCUGUCGAUAUCAACUUCGGCUGCCCGCAGGGCAUCGCGCGCAAGGGGCACUACGGCUCGUUCCUCCAGGACGAGUGGGAUCUCGUCUCGCGCCUCAUUUCGACGCUGCACGAGAACCUCAAGGUUCCGGUUACCGCCAAGUUCCGCAUCUUCCCUGAUGUCGAGAAGACAAUCGCGUAUGCCAAGAUGAUCGAGGCGGCUGGUGCGCAGAUCCUCACCUGCCAUGGGCGCACGCGCGAGAUGAAAGGCCAGGCGACCGGCCUCGCAGACUGGGACCAGAUCAAGGCCGUAAAGGCCGCUGUCAAGGUCCCUGUCUUCGCCAAUGGGAACAUCCUGUACGGCGAUGACGCGACGCGCUGUCUGGAGUACACGGGCGUCGAUGGCGUCAUGAGCGCCGAGGGCAACCUGUCCAACCCCGCGCUGUUCAUGCCUCCAGACCACGAAGCGGCUUACCCCAACAUGCUGCUGCUGGCGAGACGGUACCUUGACAUCAACGAGAAGCUCAAGACGCCCACCAGCGGUAACGCAAUGAAGAGCCACAUGUUCCGCGUCCUCCGCCCCAUCCUCGACCAGCACGAAGACCUGCGCGAUCUCCUCGCUCGCACGGGGUUGUUGGACGGCAAGGUCGACGAGUACCGCAAGGCGCUCGACAAGAUCGAGGCGCGUAUGGGUGAAGACGGCUCCAAGGUCGGCUGCCCCGCCACCCCGAUCGGAGAGGGCGGUUACCGCGAGCUGCCCAAGUGGGUCGCACAGCCGUACGUCCGCAAGGUGCCCGAGUCGGCCAAGGUGCCGACUGACCCAGCAUAUGCCGGUAGUGCAGCGACCAGUGCCGUUCCGACCCGCGCGCCGUCGCCUGUAAACGUUGCGCCUCCCGCACAACCGUGCAUCGGCCAGCCGUGCGGUGGCUCGGCGGCGGCACGCUGCCCGACCGGUGCGUGCGUUCUGCACUGCCGCGCGAUCCGCGCAGCGGAGGAGGGGCCAUUGUCCGCCAGCGAGGCGCUCGAGUCCGCGCUCCGUGGCGGACUUGUCGGCAUGGGCUGCGAGUUCCACGAGGCCAAGUUUGCGGCCCGCAACAAGCGGAAAAAGGAGAAGAACUCGAUGCGUCAGAACCACAAGAAGUGGAAGCGGGGGCUGGAACAGGAAGAACGGCGGCGGAGUCAGAGCCUCGAGCGUGAGGAAGCGCAAUGCAUCGAGGCGUAG